Messenger RNA from Bufo gargarizans (Asiatic toad), 1046 nucleotides. It is a transcript of the gene C7H1orf52, whose product is annotated as chromosome 7 C1orf52 homolog. NCBI's taxonomy places the organism in Eukaryota, Metazoa, Chordata, Amphibia, Anura, Bufonidae. The record is from RefSeq and is a predicted model, not a curated record. Bases 34 to 522 code for a protein of 162 amino acids. The transcript has 3 exons.
GCUGUUUCCCGGGACGCCAUUAGAGGCUGCACCAUGGCGGAGGAGGACAAGGAUCCUCUCAGCUACUUCGCCGCUUAUGGCAGCUCCAGCUCGGACAGCAGCGAGGAGGAGGCCGAGGAGGUGAAGGCGGCGGUGAAGAGGCCUCUGUCCGCCCAGAAGCUGCCGGGCCCGGACGAGCUCUUCCAGACCGUCACCCGGCCCUCCUUCCUCAGCGCCCCCACCACCAAGGCGAUCGACUGGGAGAAGCGCCUGGUGCGGCCCCCCGAGGAGCCGCCUCGAGAAUUCAAAGUGUGGAAGACUAAUGCGGUCCCCCCUCCCGAGUCCUACAAGGUGGAGGAGAAGAAAGGUCCCCCUCCGGAGCUGGACAUGGCAAUAAAGUGGUCCAGUAUGUACCAAGACAACGGCGAUGAUGCCCCCCAGCAAGUCAACAAAGCCAAGUUCCUGCCGGAUGAAGAAGCGGAGGUCGUCCCUUCUGAGGACGACCAGGACGAGUCGCCUUCUACUAAGAAGCGCAAAGUGUGACCGACCACUGCAACACUGACCAGGACGCCGGCAUUGAAGGGGCGGCCAUGAGAAGAGUCUCCCACAGCCAUCCUGCCAUCAGAUGACCUCCAUAGCUGAAUGUGUAAGCCGGUGGUCUCCAGCCUGUGGCAAAACUACAACUCCUACCAUUUUCUGACAUGUCAGGAGUUGUAGCUUUGCAGCGGGCCGGAGACUGUUGGUGUAGAUCUGUCAUGCAUCAGUAUUUGCCUGUUUAAGCACAACGUCUUGGCUGCAGUACUUCUAUCUUAGGACCGUGGGUGUGGUAUACGGUGCUAGUCUUGGUGAAUGUAAUGAGCCGUAAGGACCUGCCGCUGCCGCGUGGCAAUACAUGUGUUUUUACUGUAGGAACCAGUGAUUAUAAUGCAGCUCGGUUCUGCCACUCGUCUGCAUUGUGUUAGAAACCUUUUAUAAAGGAGUGCGUCUCACAGUAAGUUAUUGUACGGGUUCUGCAGAGCGCUUGAUUUAUGUACAUAGAAGACUGGAAAUAAAUCUGCUUUUUGUAA